This is a messenger RNA of Vanessa atalanta (red admiral), 2665 nucleotides long. RefSeq lists its product as uncharacterized. The coding region runs from base 123 to 986 and encodes 287 amino acids. The transcript has 7 exons. The record is from RefSeq and is a predicted model, not a curated record. Lineage: Eukaryota; Metazoa; Arthropoda; Insecta; Lepidoptera; Nymphalidae.
UCGCUGCCGUGAACGGAUGUCUCAUACGCUGGCGAAGCGUGAAUCAGUUACGACGAACUUUAUGUUACGUCACGUUUGAUAGUGAGGUUCUAGUGGCAUGGUGGUUCAAUGAUUACGUUAAAAUGGUGCGGCGUAAAGAUAAACGCUUUACGCAUCUGUGCGCGGUGUUCGUUUGGCUGUUAACCUGUUUUAACGGACUCAAUGCUGUGAAGAUAGUGAAAGUUGUGGUACCAGAAAUAAUUCAAUACGGUGUACAAGACGCCGUUAUAUUAGACUGUGAUUAUACAUACGGUAAUAAUACUUCAGGGUUAGUAGUGAAAUGGUUCUUCAAGAACAAAGCGAGGCCUGUGUAUCAAUGGAUUGCGUCACAGAAACCUCAGGAUAUGGGAAUAUUGCGAGGUCGAGUCGAUUUGACGUAUCGAGCUUCAAAUGAUCCUUUAAAAAUGCAUAGGGCGCUUCGUAUAGUGAAACCGAACACGGACAUUUCGGGCGACUACACAUGUGUCGUGUCGACAUUUAUGGAGGAAGAUUCAAGGACAAAACAAAUGAUUGUUUUCGUACCGGAGACGAACUUCCGCCUGAUCCAGAACAAGACUGAUGAUGACACUGUGAACGUCAUCUGCGCAGCGGAAGGUGCAUUCCCUGCGCCGAACCUGACACUAGCAACGCCGGAGAGGCGACUAGACGGCGUGUCUCACAGUCUUAAGUUGGUGAAUGGACGGUACUCAGCCGUCGCGUCGGUCACGCUGUUGGAUGCUGAUUUGCCGUCACCAGCGGAGUUCAUUUGCACUUUGCGGAUACCACUCGCAAACUACGCGGUCCGGAAAGAGGCUAUUUACUAUCCAGGACCAAUCAGCACUACCCCCGAGAUGCCGACCGCUGCUGAUAUGCAAUUAGCAGCUGCUGUAGGAUCUAAAGGUUCACAUUUUUAUUCAGCAGUAACCAUGAUUCUGAUGCCUGCUUUAGCUCAAUUAAUUUUAUCAUAAAUAAUAAUAACAAAGAUAUCAAAUCAUUACGAACAGCAUCCUUAACGUUUGUCAUUAAGCCUGCAGUCAACAAUUCAUCAUAAGCAUGAAACUGAACCAGAUCUCUAGUCAUAAUAUCCAAAAUUUCACCAAAAACUCCAACACACUCUAAGUGUGUUCAAACACUUCCUUUCAAUUGAAGUUUAGCUUCUGUGUCUACAUUAAACGCGCUAUCUGUAAUGUUAAGUAAGUAAUUUAGGUAAAAAAAUUGUACAGCUCUAUUACGUGAAUUUUCAUACUUAAAUAUUUUUCUUAAUAAAAAAAAAAUGUUAUAAAUGUAAAUAGCGUUCCCUAUUUAUAUUGAACUGUAAAAAUGAUGUUUGUGUAGAUAGAGUAUUAUGAGGGCCUAAGAUUGGACGUUUUUUAAGUAGACAAUUUAAAUAUAACUACCGUAUUUGUCAAACCGAUACAGAUGACUGGUAUCGGAAUUUGGUCCCAUAUUCAUUAUCAUAAAGAUGAAUUACGAUAAUUUUAACACAUUUUUUUGUGGGACGUAGGACUUUAUAACACGCCCAUAUUUUACUUGCUUAUCUGAACAAUAUAUACGUAAGAAUAUACAGUUUAACGAUUAUAUGACAAUUACUCGAACAAUAGUGAAUAACUUUAUUACGGCGUCGUAUGCACGUGAUCGUUACACAUUGCAUGUUUUAAAGUCAUGCAUAUAUGAUUCUAGGGUAUUAGGAUCUUAUCUGAACAUGUAAUAAUAGCACGAUACUUUGUUUAUUAAACUUCCUUUAUACGCUUACAUGUAACUUCGAGUAUUUCGAUAUUCAAAAUCUUAUCUUUUUUAUAGUUUAUUACGGUAAUAUGUAUUCUUCAGAAAUAAAUAUAACAUAAGCUUAAAUACACUUUUAUAUUAGUUACCAAAGAAUAUUUAGUUAUUAAAUAAUAAUGAAAAUAUUAUGAUCGAGGUUCAAUCUAAUUUGUGAAAAAUUGUGUAUAGGUAUGAAGAGAUCCGUCUCAGGUUUAAAAACGGCAUAAUAUUUAGUCAACAUUGAUACCAACAUACAUUCAACAUAUAAUAAUCUAAACAAAUAUAAAACUUGCAUGUUCUUAAUACUUACAUCAAGCAAACAAAGUAAAACAAGUAUAUUAUAUGUAUGAUUUAAUCUUAAACAUAUUAACAUAGUAACAUAUGUAAUGAUUAAUCGGGAUUGUGUGAAACACAACGUGUCUACUUAAAAAACGUCACUAUUGUUUUUUAGAUAGUAUUUAUGUUAAAUCUAUUUUCACCAAAGGUAUUUAUUAAAACAAAUUCAAUAACGAAUUUCAAAUUCAAUUAUCGGAUGUUAUCAAUUAAAAAUUGUGUACGUAUGUUUAAAGCGCUAAGCCUUACCGUGCUUCGAAUUUGUAUAAUGCACUAUUCCAAAGCUUUUUUUAAUAUGACGAUACCAAAAUUUAAAUUAUACAAUUUAUGUAUAUUGUACUACAUCGUACAGAGUCCGCGAAAUUGAUUCAGUUAAUUCGAGGGUAGAAAGCUCCCUUCAAAGACAGGGUAUCGCGUUUGUUUCAGAUUAAUUUCUUAUAUUAUAAUUAACGAUUCUAUAAUUAUGAAUUUAUGGACAAUAUUACGUAAAUCUAAAUUAAGAUUUCCGCCCUUAUUCGUUAACUGUUAUUAAAAUUGAAUAUUCAUUAUUGUU